GGCUCUGCAAAGCUUUGACACUGUCCAGAAACUGCUUAAGCCAUUUACCUGGAUUGUGCCUGGAGUGUUGAUGGGAGGAGAGAGAAGGAAAUCAGAAAAGGCCAGACUCCGCAAAGGAAUAAAUAUCCUUAUCUCAACUCCUGGGCGACUGGUGGACCAUAUAAAAUCCACAAAGAACAUUCAUUUUCGUCGGAUACGGUGGCUCAUUUUGGAUGAAGCAGACAGAAUCUUGGAUUUGGGUUUUGAAAAGGAUAUCACAGUGAUACUCAACGCUAUAAAUGCUGAGUGCCAGAAACGACAGAACGUCUUGCUGUCGGCGACACUCACGGAAGGUGUGACACGGCUAGCUGAUAUCAGCUUGCUCAAUCCGCUCAGGAUUUCUGUCCUGGAUGGACACCGUGGCAAGUCGGACCCAAAGGGCAGAGCAGUUCCUGAGGCCUCCCCUCUCCCAGCUGGUGGUGAGCCGGACAGCUUUGCGAUUCCGGAGAGUCUCGAUCAGCAUGUGACACUGGUUCCCAGCAAACUGAGGCUCGUCUCCCUGGCGGCCUUCAUCCUACAGCAGUGCAAGUUUGAAAAAGACCAGAAGAUGAUCGUCUUUUUCUCGAGUUGUGAGCUGGUGGAGUUCCACUACCACCUCUUCCUACAGACCCUGCAGAGCCGCUCCGGGGCCCCAGCGUCAGGGCAGCUGCCAUCUGCCUCCACGUCAUUAAAAUUCCUGCGGCUGCACGGCAACAUGGAGCAGGAGGAAAGAACAGCAGUGUUUCAAGAAUUCUCACAUUCCAAGACAGGCGUCCUUCUCUGUACGGAUGUUGCAGCUCGGGGCUUAGAUCUCCCUCAAGUCACGUGGAUUGUUCAGUACAAUGCGCCACCUUCACCUGCUGAAUACAUCCACCGGAUCGGGAGAACCGCCCGGAUUGGCUGCCAUGGGAGCAGCCUGCUCAUUUUGGCUCCUUCGGAGGCGGAAUAUGUCAACUCGCUGGCUUCUCACAAAAUCAACGUUUCUGAGAUUAAGAUGGAAGAUAUUUUGUCUGUUCUGACAAGGGAUGAUUGUUUUAAAGGGAGCCGAUGGGGAAGCCAGUCUCAUCCGGUUAAUGGGCUGCUGUCCAUUCUGGAAGUCCGCCAGGCCACAGCAGGCUUCCCAGAAAGGGGGUCUCCUCCCGGCCCAGAGUGAGUUUGGAGGCAGUGUUACAUGCUCAGCCCUGGUGGUCCCUGUCCAGAUCAUCAGCAAGGACGACUGGCUGGACCCAUCCACCCAAGACAGCAUGGAAGAAAUAGAUCUCUCUUUGUCUCCUUUCAGACACACUUAGUUCAUCUAUUUUUUAGUGUGAGUGCCAUACACGGAAGAAGAGUAAAGGUUGAGAUCAUUAGGGGGAAAAAUCUGUGUUAUCCAUGCAGUUCCAAAUGGAGAUCUGGAGCAUCCUUUCCUGCUUCUUUUCUGCCAGGCAGUCGUCCCCCCGCCCCACUCCAACCCAUGACUCGGUACGUCACAGAUACGUGUGUAUAAUGUUGCUGAAUGCAGUUUUGUCUAUGAAAUAUUAAUUAUUUGAAUAUUUUACAUUUGUUUUCUCAAGCCUAAGGAUAGACUGGAAAAUUAGAGCCGAAUAGAUCAGGCUGAAGAGUUGAGGUGAGAUUUGGUCAGUGAAUGCUAGCACAAGCAAGCAAGAGAAACAGUUAAAAGACUCAGUUGAUCAACAGUUGUUUUAAGCAAUAUUUUGUUAUGAAACAUCCCAUAUUAAUAGUUCAUUGUCAAGGGAGCGGACCGGUACCCAACCAUUCAUUGGUCGUUGCACGCUUCUUAAGCUACUUCUAGGUAGGGUUUUUUCCUGUUCCCCUGGACACUUAAUUACAGGCCCAGGACAGCAUGGGGGAGGCAGGGGGGCCGUUCCUGCGGGCAGCAGAGCAGAGCAGUUAAGGGCACGGCCUCAGGGUCGGAGUCCUAAUCUCAUUUACCAGCUCCGCGGCUCCGGGCAAGUACUGGAGCUUCCUAAGCCUUGGUUUCUUCAUAUGUCAAAUUGAGGUCACGUUAGUAUUCUUCUGGUUAGGAGAUUGGAGGAUUGAGUAAGAAAGAACCUGGAAACCCCAACACAGUUCUGAAGGGUGUUUAUCGUCAUCAUCAGUUAGUAGCAGAUGUGGAAUUCAAAGUUCAGACUCAGUGACACAAAGCCGAGUGCUUUCUGCUGUGUCACCUGGAACAUUAGCAUCUGCCUGCUCUCCAGAAAUAAGAGCAAGCAGUCAGGUCACAAAAUGAGACUGUAAAGGUUCAGUCCAAUCUCAUCUUUACUUACACUGUUUCUGGGACCGGCUCUGUUGUUGAUGUUUGUCCCUGAACCGGGCACACAUCAGUUCUGUCCAGGGAGCUGAUCGUCGAGGUCAUCUGUGGCUGGAGACCCUGCUGCGGACGUUCCCCCGGGGAGGGGGCAGAGCAGCUCCAGUGCCCUCUGCUCUUCCAGGAGCAAGCCACGGCCAUUUCUCCACCUCUGCCCUCCGGUGGCCUUGCUCUUGCUCGG
Leptonychotes weddellii (Weddell seal) is the source of this 2507-nucleotide messenger RNA. The record is from RefSeq and is a predicted model, not a curated record. NCBI's taxonomy places the organism in Eukaryota, Metazoa, Chordata, Mammalia, Carnivora, Phocidae.